This is a messenger RNA of Scutellospora calospora, 366 nucleotides long. The record is from the annotation of a GenBank genome assembly. NCBI's taxonomy places the organism in Eukaryota, Fungi, Glomeromycota, Glomeromycetes, Diversisporales, Gigasporaceae.
AUGUCAAAUUGGUAUUCUGACACUGUUUGUCCUGAAUGCAAAGGCAAAAAGAGUUCUGUUUUUACAAUUUGUAAAUGUUCAAGAAUCAAAAAAUACCCUACCUGUAAAAAAUGUUAUGAACGAGAAAAAAAGUUUUUGGAUUAUGAACGAGAAAAUAAUUUUUUGAAUUAUGAACGUAAAAAAGAGAUUAUUUGGUUAGAUGAUAAUAAAUCGAAUAUGCAAGAAGAUAACUUUUUCAAAGAUACAAUUCCAAAAUGUCUUUCAUGUUCUUCUUAUGGAAGACCUAUUAAACAUUUCAUUAAAGACUGUCCGAAACAACAAGAAUAUAAAGAUCGUUCAUACGAACUUAAUGAUUAUGGUUAUUAA